Hippoglossus stenolepis (Pacific halibut) is the source of this 4654-nucleotide messenger RNA. It is a transcript of the gene hip1rb, whose product is annotated as huntingtin interacting protein 1 related b. Gene Ontology annotation, biological process: clathrin coat assembly; endocytosis; actin filament organization. The coding region runs from base 284 to 3496 and encodes 1070 amino acids. Lineage: Eukaryota; Metazoa; Chordata; Actinopteri; Pleuronectiformes; Pleuronectidae. Gene Ontology annotation, cellular component: clathrin-coated vesicle; actin cortical patch. The record is from RefSeq and is a predicted model, not a curated record. Gene Ontology annotation, molecular function: phosphatidylinositol-3,5-bisphosphate binding; phosphatidylinositol-3,4-bisphosphate binding; clathrin-cargo adaptor activity. The transcript has 32 exons.
CUUGGGGGAGGAUCCGUCUACGUAACACGGAGCAAACACGCUCCGCCGCUCGCUGCGUCUUUUUCCUCCUUCCACCGCGGCGCAUCUCCGGCCACGAAACCCGGGGAGACACCGAGACAUGUCCGUGACGCACCGGGACACAGCCCGGAGCCCAGAGAGGAGACGACACCGCUGAUCGCCGCGUCUCAUCCGGACAUUUUUGUAUCUGUUUUCAAGGAGAUUAUUGUGUUUGCUGCUGCUUCUUCUAAUUCUUCUUCUCCUCCUCGCGGGGGAAAGUGAGAGGAUGAACAGCAUAAGGCAGGUGCCCACCCGGGUGAAGAGCCGGCGGACCGAGGCCAACCUCGGAGCGGAGAGGGAGCAUUUUGACAAGCAGCAGCUGAGCAGCAUCAGCAAAGCCAUCAACUCCGCGGAGACGCCUGUGAAGGAGAAACAUGCACGACGAAUCAUCCUGGGGACUCACAGGGAGAAGGGAGCCUACACCUUCUGGUCGUACGCUCUGGGCUUCCCUCUGGCCGGCAACUCCAUCCUCAGCUGGAAGUUCUGCCACGUGCUACACAAAGUGCUGCGGGACGGCCACCGCAACGUUCUACAAGACUGCAUGAGACAUCACAGUUCUCUUGUUGAAGUAGGACAAGUUUGGGGCAACCUCCAUGAUAAAUACGGACAACUGGUGUAUAUAUACUCCAAGCUACUCUGCACAAAACUGGAGUUUCACGUGAAGCAUGCAGAUAUUCCACCCAACCUAGAGGUCACAGAUGAAGUCCUGGAGCGCACUGCAGGGACUGACAUUAACAAUGUAUUCCAGCUCACAGUGGAGGUGUUUGAUUACAUGGAUACAGAGCUGAGGCUGGCCGAGACAGUGAUCCGACAGCUCAACACGUCCAUCGCCAUCUCCACCCUCACAUCAGGCCAGUGUCGCUUGUCUCCGCUCAUCCAAGUCAUCCAGGACUCUAGUCACCUGUACCACUUCACCGUCAAGCUGCUGUUCAAGCUGCAUGCCUGUCUGCCUGCUGAUACCCUCCAAGGUCACCGUGAACGUUUCCACGACCAGUUCCACAGCCUGAAAACCUUCUUCAACAAAGCCAGAGACAUGAUGUACUUCAAGAGACUGAUCCAGAUCCCCAAGCUACCUGAUUCCCCACCAAACUUCCUGCACGCCGCCUCGCUGGCCAAACACGUGAAGCCAGUGGUGGUCAUGGCCAACGAGGAAGAACCGGAGCAACAAGAUGACGACGAUGACGACCCAGAGCCGCUCAUCGAGGUCAGCGAGGUCUCCACACCCAUCCUACAGGCACAGCCGCAGCAACUUGACAUAUUCGAUCAGACAUUUGGACCUGCCAAUGGAGGCUUUGACGAAAGGGAUCUGCAGAUCGAAAGUCUUAAGCGUGACCUGGAGUUGUUGAGAGCAGAGCUGGAGAGGGUGAGAGCAGAGGCUCAGCGCUACAUCACACAGCUCAAGUCCCAAAUCAACAGUUUGGAGGCAGAGCUGGAAGAACAGCGUGCUCAGAAACAACAUGCUCUCGUUGAAAAUGAGCAGCUGCGCAUGGAGCUGGAGGCCACGCGUCGCAGAAACGCAGAACACGAGGGCUUGCAGACCACCUUCAUUGAGGCAGACAAGAAAGCACAGGCCACUGAGCAGCGGUACAACAAGCUGAAGGAGAAGCACACAGAGCUGGUUGCCAGUCAUGCUGAGCUACUUCGAAAGAGUGCAGACACUGUGAGGAUGCUGUCAGCGACCCAGCAGACCCAGGAGGAGGUGGAGAGGACCAAACACCAGCUGUCGUUUGAGAUCGAUCGGAUAAAACAGGAUUCUGACAUGAAGCUGGAAGAGCAGAAGUUUGAGGUGGAGAAGCUGAGGAGGGACCUGGAGGAGAAGAUGGCAGAAGCGAUGCGCAUCAAGGCGACCCUGCAGAGCAGCGAGAUGACAUCAGAGCACAUGAACAGCUCAAUGACAGCCCUGCAGGCGGAGAAGGAGCGUCUGAUGCGAUCUGUGAGUGAGAAGGAGGCGGAGCUGUCUUCUCUGCGGCAGGCUGCGCAGGUGCAGCAGUCAUCACUUCAGCAGGAGCGAGAGAGGAGCAGCAGGGAGCUGGGAGAUCUGCAGGGCAAACUGCAGGAGAAGUCGAGUCAGGAGGAGCAGCUGAAGCAGAAGCUUCUGGAGGAGCAGUUUGCUCUGCUGCAGGGAACCAUCACAGAGGCUGAGAACAUCAUCCAGGAUGCUGUUGAUAAGUUGGAUGAUCCUCUCCACAUCCGCUGCACCAGCUCUCCAGAUUAUCUCAUAAGUCGGGCCGAAGCCACACUGGGCUCCAUCGACAAAGUGAAAAAGGGCCACGCAGGUUAUCUGAGUAACAUGGGCGAUGCUGGAGCGCUGCUGAGGGCUCUGACCCAGUUCUCCCACCUGACGGCAGACACGAUCGUUAACGGCAGCGCCACCGCACACAUGGCACCCACCGACCACGCAGACCGCCUGACUGAGAACUGCAGAGGCUGUGCCACUGAGAGUCUGCAGUACUUGAAGGAACUGAAGUCCAAGACCACCCUCCCGAGGGCAGACCCAGCCGCCAUCCGCAUCAUUAUACAGAAGAUCUUAAAUCUGGGCCAGGAGCUGCGGCCAAAAGGCAUGGACGUUCGUCAGGAUGAGCUGGGAGAUCUGGUCGAUAAAGAAAUGGCUGCAACAUCAGCAGCUAUUGAGGAGGCGGUCCGUAGGAUUGAUGAAAUGAUGAAUCAGGCUCGAAAGGACACAUCAGGAGUUAAGCUGGAGGUCAAUGAAAGAAUUCUCUUCAGCUGCACAGACCUGAUGAAGGCCAUCCGCAUGCUAAUCAUAGCAUCAACAGAUUUGCAGAAGGAGAUUGUUGAGGGUGGGAGGGGCGCAGCCAGCAUCAAGGAGUUCUACGCCAGAAACUCUCGCUGGACUGAGGGACUCAUCUCUGCUGCCAAGGCUGUGGGAUGGGGUGCCACAGAGAUGGUAGAGUCGGCUGAUAAGGUGGUGCUGCACACUGGUAAAUACGAGGAGCUGAUUGUCUGCUCUCAUGAGAUCGCUGCGAGCACAGCACAGCUGGUCGCUGCCUCCAAGGUCAAGGCGGAGCGCGGCAGUAAGAGGCUGACGGUUCUCCAGCAGGCGUCUCGUCAAGUGAACGAAAUGGCAGCUAAUGUGGUGGCGUCGACGAGGACGGGCCAGGAGAACCUGGAGGAGAAAGAAACCAUGGACUUCUCUGGGUUGUCCCUCAUCAAGCUGAGGAAAGAAGAAAUGGAGUCACAGGUGAAGGUACUGGAAUUAGAGAGUCAGUUGGGGAACGAGCGGCUGCGUCUGGGCGAGCUGAGGAAGAAGCACUACGAUCUGGCGGGAGUUCCUUCGGAGCCGGUUUCCGAGGGGAACGGUGAAACCUCCUCGCUGGCUCAUCCUAUGUCCAUGUCGCCGAAACCCAGUAAACCCACCCUCAUGAAGAAACCUAUGUUGGCCCAGAAACCCAACAUCCUUCCCAAAAAUCCAUUUAAGUAAAUGAGCAGAAGACGAGAGCGCUCCACGACCAGAUGUUUGGAUUGACCAGAGAAUGAUUGCCUUUUUGUGAACAUGUGUCCCUUUAAGUUGCAUGCUAACAAUCCUCUUCCUCAUCCUGCAUCUUUACUGUUCAUCUUUUUCUUUUAAUUUUUGUUUUUGCCAAAAAGGACCUCUGAUGUCAGUAAGGAAUAUGUCUUCUUUACCCUCACUUUUUUUUUUUAAUGCGGAUGAAUACCCCCCCCUGGCAGAACCCUUUUUUAAUUUUACUAUUUGGCAUCAAGAACAAAAAAAGCUUAUUAUUAUACUUUAAUGCUGUUUGAAAGUAUUUGUUUCUGAAAUUUUAGAUGAUUAAGCACUCCUGCUUUUAUAGUACAAACCUUGAUAAUGACCACAAAUCGUUUUAUCUUUUAUGUCAACAGUUUGUUUUGAUCACGCUUUGGAAAACCUUUUUGCACACUGUUUUGGACGUUGGUUACAGAGCACAUCACAUGUUUAUUUCUUAUUGUACACUUGUUUGCUAUUUAUGUUGUGGUGGCAAAGGAAACUGGGGAAACGUGGUGUGUGUGGGUCCACGUUGUUGAAAAGGUGUCACAUACCUCCGGCUUUGCCUUCAUGAUGGACUGUGUUCCUCUUAUGUGCAAAACCGCUUUCUCCCUCAGCAGUGCAAGAUUGUCUCAGAGGCCUUGAUAUGUACGGCACUAAAUAAUGAAACAAUACCUGACAUGACGGUCUAUAUAGAAGUGUGUGCGAUCUGCACCUGGUGUAAGUUACACUAUAUCUACACUCGGCAAUCUCUUGAAGGUCCUUUUUAUUGGCAAAGUACUUGGAUAUUCUAAUAAAACACAUAGUUAGACUUGAUUCUGGCACAGACACACACACACACACACCAGACGUAGGUGUCCCUAAUUAUCAAAUGCUUAUUUUAGGCUGAAUAUUAGGAUUUAGGGUUAGUUAACGAAGGUGUUCGUGUCCACUUUGCCUUUGGGGGCUUUUCUUACAGGGUCUUAAAAAUGCAUCUGUGUAUGUUCUGUCCUUUUCCUCUGUACGAAAUGUCUUUAUACACUCAGAUCUCUUAAUAUAUUUUAGUAAAGAUAAUGGUGGUUUCUCCAUGUAAGAAGUGUAAAUGUGACAGGAAUGAACAAUAAAUGAUUUAAUGUU